This is a messenger RNA of Lathyrus oleraceus (garden pea), 799 nucleotides long. Its product is annotated as eukaryotic translation initiation factor 5A-5. NCBI's taxonomy places the organism in Eukaryota, Viridiplantae, Streptophyta, Magnoliopsida, Fabales, Fabaceae. The transcript is spliced from 5 exons. The record is from RefSeq and is a predicted model, not a curated record. Gene Ontology annotation, molecular function: translation elongation factor activity; ribosome binding; RNA binding. Gene Ontology annotation, biological process: positive regulation of translational elongation; positive regulation of translational termination. The coding region runs from base 93 to 572 and encodes 159 amino acids.
UAGCGAGAAUAGUUUUUUUUGUUACACUAUUAUGUGUAUAAAAGAAAACGUGAAAUCAAAAGUAUUGGCGUGUGAAGAACAAGAAGUAAAACAUGUCUGACGAGGAACACCAUUUCGAGUCCAAAGCUGAUGCUGGAGCAUCCAAGACAUAUCCACAACAAGCUGGAACCAUUCGCAAAAAUGGUCACAUUGUUAUCAAAAACAGACCCUGCAAGGUUGUUGAGGUUUCAACUUCAAAAACUGGGAAACAUGGACAUGCUAAGUGUCACUUUGUUGCUAUUGACAUCUUCACUGGCAAAAAGCUUGAAGAUAUUGUUCCUUCUUCUCAUAACUGUGAUGUUCCUCAUGUCAAUCGUACUGAUUACCAGCUUAUUGAUAUCUCAGAGGAUGGAUUUGUGAGUCUGCUGACUGAGAGCGGUGGUACAAAGGAUGACCUUAAGCUUCCGUCCGAUGAUAGUCUGCUUUCGCAGAUCAAGGAUGGAUUCAACGAAGGUAAAGAUCUGAUUGUGUCUGUCAUGUCUGCCAUGGGCGAGGAGCAGAUUUGUGGCCUCAAGGACGUUGGUCCUAAGUAAUAAAUCCAUGAAUGCUGUUUGGAAUUGCUUGAAUUUGAGACAAUAUAUUCAAUAUUUCUGUGUGUUUUCUGUGUAAAGAGAUUAAUCUAUGGUUGAGUUUAUUGAGUCUUUGACCACUUAUUUUUUGUGGUCUGAGAUCAAUUCUAGAACCAUUAAGACUGUUUUAUGUGUGAAAGUCUGUGACAUUUAAUCAUGUGUUUCUCUAUAAGACCCUAAUGUUUCUCCUA